UCUCUCUCUCUCUCUCGCUCUCUCUAUCUCUGAUGUGUUCUUACAGUGUAAGGCACAGCCAGUGAGUGAAAGCCCAAGCAAGCACCCUCCCCAACACGCACACACACCCCCACUGCUUGUGUGAACGUAAACACACAUACACACACCACAGAAGCGUGUGGUUGACCGCACCGGGCUCUCGGCUAUGUGUGAAGACUCGCGCGGCACGCCAAAGAAGCAGCACAACUGAAUCUGACGCUUGCUUUGUAGCAGGACCGGCAACCAGAUAGCAUCGAAAACCAUCCUACUUUCUCUCUCUCCCUCUCCCUCUCUUUUCAGUUGUACUUGUGUGAACAGAGCUGGAGAAAAGGAAAUACCCCCCACCCCAUCAUCAUCUGUCUCUCUCUCUCUCUCUCUCUCUCUCUCUCUUUCUGUCUGUCCUGUGGUGGGAUAAACAGUGAAAAGAUGAGCCUGUGAUACAGCACCAGACCUGAGUGACCUGACAGCUCAAACUAAUCCUGUUCAGACAAGAAGAAAUGCUGCCAGUUGAAGCCUAGUCUCUGAUAGCAGUGGAGAACAACCAGUCUACUUCCCGGAAGAAUACAAGAGUUCUCUGAUCUGGUUCAUCGGACAGAGUGACUUGCCACGCUCCGACUGCCCCCUUCUCCCCACAGCAUCAGACACCUCUGUGGUUGCAGUGAGACACCACCUGCUCAGCCACAGCUGUACAUGGAGACCCCCAGUUGGGCAGAAACCAAACCAGGAAACGGGCUGUGUAAAACAGGAAGCAUUGCUCUCUUUGGAAACGUAGUGUACAGUGGGCUGCUGAACGAUCACUUCUGGCAUUUCGGGGUGCCCCUUGUCACAAGACUGGGUAACCAGGAGGCCCCUGCUCCCCCAGAAGCCAUGGCUCAGCCGUACGCUCCAGCACAGUAUCCUCCCCCUCCACCUCAGAACGGGUUGCCUGGCGAAUACACCCAUCCUGGGCAGGACUACACGGGGCCCAGUCCGGUCCCUGAGCAUGCUGCAGCCCUCACUAUCUACACACCCACACAGACACACAGCGAGCAACCUGGCACUGACAGCAGCACGCCUUCCCUCACAGGGACUAGCAGCAUACCACAAGUGGAUGAUGUGGCACAGACAGACGGCUCUCAGCAGCUUCAGCUCCAGACCUUAGACUCUUCGGAGAAGCAGCAGCCCAAACGGUUACACGUCUCCAACAUUCCCUUCCGCUUCCGUGACCCAGACCUCCGGCAAAUGUUCGGGCAAUUUGGGAAAAUUUUGGAUGUGGAAAUUAUUUUUAACGAGCGGGGCUCUAAGGGUUUUGGUUUUGUAACAUUUGAAACAAGCGCAGAUGCAGACCGUGCAAGGGAGAAAUUAAACGGUACAAUCGUAGAGGGACGCAAAAUUGAGGUAAAUAAUGCAACGGCACGAGUAAUGACAAACAAAAAAGUGGCCAACCCAUAUACAAACGGCUGGAAGCUGAAUCCAGUGGUGGGAGCUGUCUAUGGUCCUGAAUUUUAUGCAGUGACAGGCUUCCCCUAUCCCACCACAGGGGCGACGGUGGCUUACAGGGGCGCCCACUUGAGAGGCAGAGGUCGUGCCGUCUACAACACGUUCCGCGCCGUACCUCCACCUCCUCCCAUUCCUGCUUACGGAGCUGUGGUUUACCAAGAUGGCUUCUACGGUGCUGAAAUCUAUGGUGGCUAUGCAGCAUACAGAUAUGCCCAACCAGCGGCAGCAGCUGCAGCGGCCUACAGUGACAGCUAUGGCAGAGUCUAUGCAACAGCGGACCCUUAUCACCACACGAUUGGACCUGCAGCCACGUACAGCGUGGGCACUAUGUAAAUAUAAAGAAAGAAGACAAUGGAGAAGAGCAUCAGCUACAAGGAACAAAAAGGAUAAAGGAAAAAAAAAGUGUCAAUGAAAAAAAAAUACAAAAAGAAGUUAAGAGGAAAUCCUUACACCGAGGCUGUCAGGAGAAGGCAUUAUAUAUCUCUGUGGGGACGUGAGACUGACGCAGCCAAGCUGUGGAUAAAAAGAGGGGUUAGCUUUCACCUGGGACAGCCUUUCGGGGUGAAGGAGAAGAGGAGAGGUUGUCAUAAAACUUUUUAUUUUUCUAAACUUUUUUAAGUUUAUGGUUUCAAAAAGAUGAAAAAAGAUGAGUGUAUAUAUCUAUAUAGCGAUAUAUAUGUAUGUAUAAAUAUGUUACAAAAAAAAAAAGAAGCAAAGAAAAAAAAUGUACAAAACUAGCAACAGAGUGAUGAAUUAGUGCUGUAGGAGGGGGGAUGGGGGGUGUACAUGUUGGUCCUUCACACCCCCCGCCCCCCUCCCAAUGCAGACCUUCUUGUCCGGCCUGCAUUAGGAGGGUCAAGGAGGCCGGGCAGCGAGGCUGAAGACCCACCAGACACGAUUCCAUGUGGCCCCUCUUCAUCCAAAGCCCUUGAAUAUAUGGCACAGCUGGGUCUUCCAUAAGUAGGUUUGAACUACAUCGCUUCCUUGGGGGGAAAGGCCUUUAGUCGCGAGCAUAGGGAGCUGUUAUUCAUCCCGUCUAGAUGUAGGCAGACAAACUUGCAUGGGACUCCACAUUUCAGUCUUAUAGUACAUCAGGUUGCUAUUCAGGUGUCGCAUGAAACGGGGCGAGAGAAGACAAUGUAAAUAAACCACCAGAGCCCAGUCGGUCUGAGGUAGGGAACGCGCUGUCAUCCCGCUGUUGUUUGUAGCACAAUGCGAAACGGCCCGCCGGCAGGUUUUACUGGGAUGUGUGUGUGUUGUGUGCGUGCGGUUACGGGCGGAAGGGGGCUUUAUAGAGUCGUGUUGGGUCGCGGCGGCCCCGGAGCCCAGGGCUACCAAAAAGCAUUUCAUUGUAGUGUUGUGGAGGUGGCCGUGCUGUGUAGUAAACACUUUUGUAUGUGGUGUCAUGAGGCUACAAAUUAAGAAAAUUGGAGCUGUCUUCUUGGUAUUGUCACGGGAGUUUCACUAUCCAUCUUGAAAAUGGGUUCCUGCCCGCUGCGAGGCGGAAAACGACGUGCCAGUUUAGUCAUAGGGUUGCGAGCAAAGUUUUAUUAAAAAUCGAUUACCUUUAUACUUCUAAUGAGCUCCAUUUCAGUGACACAUCCUUAUAUAUUUAAACGUUGUACUAAUUACAUGCUGCUCAGCGUGGUCAAACGUCGAUUGUAGCCAUUUACUAAUGUUGUAUUAUUGUAUUACCAGUAUGAAAAACAUUUAUAUAUGGAUAUAUCUAUUUGUGACUUUGCGACCCUUCAAAAAGGAUUGUACCUUCUUUGUUUUUUUGUUUUUUUUUCGAUGGUGGUCCAGGUUUAUUUUCGGCGGCGAUUUAUGCAAGUCCUGAGAGAUUUACACUUGUGUGGCAUUGUUUCUGUUCGUCUGUAUCUUUGGUUCAGCUAUUGAAUGUAAUUCAACUUUUUAUGUACACGUCUUUGUUUUUUUAAGCAGUACUUUGUAAAUGUGGACACGGUAAACCGAGUCUUUGUUCUGAAGCCGGACCCGACGGAGAUAUUGUACGGUCCAGCUGACACCUCUCUUUUAUAACAGGAGCACUCCAGCUGGCCGACGGACAUUAUCAUGACCCUGCAGGACAAUGGCAGAAAAGACAUAAAACGAUUGGAUGAGACAGAGCAGAAUUAUGCUGUUUGGUUUUUAUUGACAACCACUUUCCUUUUUUUUUUUUUUUUUUUUUAUGCAAACGGUGAACAGUUCACCCAUGUUCAAAAGAGGUGUCACUCUAUAAUCGAUGUUGAAAAUGGCAGUAUGUUAUCCUGGGAAAGUAAUGCACUGUACAAAAAAAAUACAUGUAUACAAAAGACGUGCUUCUUUUGAUAACAUCUAAAUUUACCGGUUUUAUUCAGGUCGGCAUUUUCAUAUUUAACAGGACUGAAUCAACCUGACUCUGGUGAAAGCAAGUGGGUCAGAUCAGGAAGAAACACGUCUAUGAAAUAACGACUGCACGAUUUUUCCUGCUUUUUACAGUGUGUAUUUCGGCUCAGUGAGAAGAAAAGGUACAUUUAACAGAUAGCCCACCUCAACAGACAGCAUUCCCAAGCUUUGCAAAAUCAUGCGCUUCCUCGGACUCAGGUGUUACAUGACAGAACUGAUGUGUUCCCUUCCAUAGGUAAUGAUGUUACUCUUCCUUGCUGCAUUUUUCCUCUCAGAACAAAACUUUAUUUCCUACAAAGCUGGUGACUCUUAUCUCAGCAACUGUGCUACUUUGUUACCCGAAGGAUCGUGGAAAACAGUUCGCUGGGUCAGAUAGCGACGGGAACUUUCGGCGAAGACGUGUUGUUGUUUCAGGGACUCUAAAAAAAAAAAGAGUGGUGGAUCCUGCUCUGGAAGAGACUGUGACUGAACAACCUAACAAAAAGAUGUCAAUUCUACAGAGAUCCAAGACCUCUGGGUUUAUUUCUUUGCUUAAGUCCGUACGAGACAUUACUUGUUUACAUGCCCUGGUUUUUCCGACCCUGCUGUGAGGUAUUUGUCAGCUUUUGCACUGUAUUCUUUGGCUUGUUGUCUUCCCUCUUCUCUCUGUUUCAGUCCAUUAACCUGAGCACCAAAGUCAUUCGCCGUCUUCCUCGACCCAAAGCAGAGAACCAAUGCAAACUGUAGUCUGCUUAUAGUCUAUUGUCAGAACUACGAUGAAACUCGAGCGCAUGUAUCUGCCACUUGUUCCUCCAUCCGAAACGUCCUUCAAAUCUACACUGGUCGUCUGCUCUAGAUAAUAGGGCAGGUGGAAGACCAGCUAUGCAGCUCACCUGUGUCUGCACAGUUCCCUUGAACUUCAUUCAAACACAGUCAAGCCAAUGGAAAUGACAAACUUAUCCUGGCAAUUGCUUUUCCCAACACAAAAAAGGAAAAAACGAACUCCUGCCAACAUGAUUUUCCUCAUCGUCAUUGCCAGAUCCCCGAAGCACAAGAGUUUGAAUGGAAGUCAAGUUAGUCGUCUCAGUGAUAGUUACUCUCCAUGUAGUGUGUAUGGUGUGCGUGUGCUUCCAGCCCCUUUCUUUUCUACUGAAAAUAUACAAAAGCUACUUCCUCUGUCAUCUCAAUAUAAAAUGUACUAUAUUAAAAGUUCUCUUCAUGUGCAACACAAGCUCUACGCAGACAACAAAUCUAUCAUUUGGGGUUUUCCUUUGUUUGUUUUCAUUUUCUUUCAUCCUUUUUCAAAUUCUGAAGUUGUUCCAAAUACAUAAGCGUGAAAAAAAAAAACUAAAGAAAAAAAAAAAGAAACCAAUAUAAAGUAUUCUAUUUAAAAUGAAAUGACGAAACUUCUGCUGUCCUGGAUCUGUACUCUAAAUUUCAGUUUUCUUUCUGUAUGCAUCCAAUGUGCUUCAAACAACCAGUACUGUUUAUUAAUGAAAUCAUUAUAUUAUUAUGAUUAUGAUUAUUACUAUCAUGAUUAAUAUGGUUAUAAAUAAAUAUUUCUUUCUUCAAUAA
Messenger RNA from Carassius auratus (goldfish), 5433 nucleotides. Its product is annotated as RNA binding protein fox-1 homolog 3-like. The record is from RefSeq and is a predicted model, not a curated record. Gene Ontology annotation, molecular function: mRNA binding. Gene Ontology annotation, cellular component: nucleus; cytoplasm. Lineage: Eukaryota; Metazoa; Chordata; Actinopteri; Cypriniformes; Cyprinidae. The coding region runs from base 709 to 1830 and encodes 373 amino acids. The transcript is spliced from 16 exons. Gene Ontology annotation, biological process: regulation of alternative mRNA splicing, via spliceosome; nervous system development.